Acanthoscelides obtectus is the source of this 801-nucleotide messenger RNA. The record is from the annotation of a GenBank genome assembly. NCBI's taxonomy places the organism in Eukaryota, Metazoa, Arthropoda, Insecta, Coleoptera, Chrysomelidae.
AUGAAAAGUGCAAUAAGGGACAUUCGUGGUGGAGCAAAGUUGAGGCCGACAGCUGCUUUGUAUGGUAUUCCUGUUAUGACAUUAUCUGAUUACUCAAAAAGGGACAGCUAUGAUCUUUCAUUUCGCAUGGGAAGAAAACCCGUUUUCUCUCGUGAACAGGAGACAGAAAUUAGAGAUCAAAUAUUACUUCUGGCAAGUAUGUUUUAUGGAUUGACGCCACAAUCAUUGAAAGCAGCAGUUUUUACAUAUGCGGAGUCUAACAAAAUUAAAAAUCCUUUCAAUAAAGAUAAAAAAGAAGCUGGUAAAGACUGGAUGUAUGGGUUUUUAAAAAGGAAUCCUGAAAUAAGCAUCAGACGCCCGGAACCUACCAGCGUAAAUAGAAUUCUUGCCUUUAAUGCCACAGAGGUACAGAUAUUCUUUGAUAAUCUGUCAUCAACAUACGACAAAUAUAGAUUUCGUCCUCGUAGAAUAUUUAAUGUUGAUGAAACAGGCAUCAACGCUGUUCACAAACCAGGUAAAAUACUUGCUCCUAAAGGGAUUAAGCAAGUAGGAUCUGCCACAAGUUGGGAGCGUGGGAAGAAUAUUACUAUUUGUUGCUGCAUUAGCGCAAAGGGCCAGUAUGUUCCACCACUUAUUAUAUAUCCUCGGUUGAGAAUGCAUCCGUCACUAGAGCAAGGAGGUCCAAACGGUUCAAGUUAUAGAUGUAAUAAGUCAGGGUGGAUGACUGAAGAAUUGUUCUUUGCAUGGCUAGUGCAUUUUGCGGAACAUACAAAACCCUCAUUGGAAGACCCGGUAUUAUAG